Penicillium angulare is the source of this 1374-nucleotide messenger RNA. RefSeq lists its product as uncharacterized. Gene Ontology annotation, biological process: amino acid transmembrane transport. Gene Ontology annotation, molecular function: amino acid transmembrane transporter activity. Bases 1 to 1374 code for a protein of 457 amino acids. Lineage: Eukaryota; Fungi; Ascomycota; Eurotiomycetes; Eurotiales; Aspergillaceae. Gene Ontology annotation, cellular component: vacuolar membrane. The transcript has 8 exons. The record is from RefSeq and is a predicted model, not a curated record.
AUGACUACCGUGGAGAUGUCUCGUGCAAGCCCGCCUCCGGAGGUUGAUGUAUACGAUGAUAUGGGAGAAGCAGAAAAAUACCCCGAAAAAGCUCCUCCGACAGAUGACCCCUUUGGAAAUGAAGAAACCGGAGAAGUCAAGUAUCGUGUCAUGAAGUGGUGGCAAGCGGGCAUGCUGAUGGUCGCUGAAAAUAUCUCAUUGGGAAUCAUGUCUCUUCCCUCAGCCGUGGCAACCCUCGGCAUUGUCCCCUCGCUUAUCAUCAUUCUCGGAUUGUCUGGCAUCUCGUGGUAUACAGGCUAUGUUUGCGGACAGUUUAAGCUGCGCUACCCUCAAGUGCAUAGUAUGGGUGAUGCUGGUGAACUUCUUAUGGGCCCGAUCGGACGAGAGAUUUGCUAUGUUGGCCAGCUGUUGUUCAUUAUCUUCUUGAUGGCCAGCCACAUUCUCACCUUCACCGUGACAUUCAAUACUAUCACUAACCAUGGAACAUGUACCAUUGUAUUCGGAGUUGUCGGCUUGGUUGCAUGUGGUAUUGCUUCCCUUCCUCGUACAUCCGAGAAGGUAUUUUUGAUGUCUACCAUCUCUGCUGUCAGCAUUUUGGUUGCCACCAUCGUUACAAUGAUCUCCGUCGCCAUCCAAACCCCAGACAAUGUUCAGAACGAUGUUGUCGCUGCCCCCAGCUUCCAAAAUGGUUUCUUAGCCGUUACAAACAUCGUCUUCGCUUUCAUCGCUCACGUUUCGUUCUUCGGUAUCAUUUCAGAGAUGGAGGACCCUCGCCAAUUCCCCAAGUCACUGGCCAUGCUCCAAGUCGUCGACACAACCAUGUACGUUGUUUCAGCCAUGGUCAUCUACCACUAUGCCGGCCCAGACGUCUCCUCUCCCGCUUUGUCGUCUGCCGGUCCCGUUAUGAAGAGAGUUGUAUACGGUCUAGCCAUUCCAACGGUCAUUGUUGCCGGUGUCGUUUUCGGCCAUGUCGCUUGUAAAUACAUCUAUGUCCGAAUCUUCAGAGGCGAGCGCUCCCACCACAUGCACCAAAGGAGUUUCCUGGCUACAGGUACUUGGGUUGCCAUUUGUCUCAGCACCUGGACUAUUGCCUGGAUCAUCGCAGAGUCGAUUCCAGUGUUCAAUGAUCUAUUGAGUUUGAUUAGUGCUCUUUUCGGCAGUUGGUUUAGCUACGGUCUCCCUGCCAUUUUCUGGCUGCUCAUGAACAAGGGUCAGUGGUUCUCUACAUGGAAGAAAAUCCUCCUUACUCUCGUCAACUUCGCGAUUCUAGGAAUUGCUUGUGCCAUUUGUGGUCUGGGUCUGUAUGUUUCGGGCAAGUCGAUCCACGAUAGCUCGGCCAACGCCAGCUGGACAUGCGCUAGCAAUGCCAUUUAA